AUGGCCUCCCAGGCCUUCGAGAGAGCAAUGAAAAAGCUGGAGACUCCCAGUGAAGCGCUUUUGGCCGACAUGAUCAUGCGCGAUAUCACUCAGCUGGCAGAAGAUGCAAAAGACAAGGGGGUUACAGCGUAUCUGCGCAAACCUGUGCACCGAAAGAAGCCCAACGAACGAUUCCUGCAGGGCACUCUACGAAGUGUCGCUUUUGGCAGGAGCAUCGGCGAGGGCAGGAGUGAUGCGCACAGCAGCGAGAGUGACUCGUUAGAGAGUGAAAAUGAAGAGAUGGAGAGCGAAGCAGGGCCUUCAGGAGCUGUGAGCGACAGCGAGCUGGCAGACAUGCUAUCGAGGCAUUGCCCGAGGGGGAGGGGCGCUGUGGGCUCGCGUGCAGACGAGCCAGGACCAUUCCUGCCUGAGAGUGCCUUGGCAGAUGCCGGGCCUGAUGAUAUGAGCGUGAGAGGACCCAUUGGCCCAGAGAGGCCUGCUUGGCUGCAGAGGGAUGCAGGCACUGCAGCUACAUUGAAAGGGGGCAGGAGUGAUUCUAUAGAGCAGGAGGGUACAGGCAAACAGGUAGAGAUAUUGCAUAAGGUCAAAAAGGACCCGAAAGGCAAGCUGCACAAGGAAAAGAAGAAGAAAAAGGAGAAGCGGCACAAAGAGAAAAAGCGGAGGAAGAAAGAGAAAGUGGCGUAA
Messenger RNA from Coccomyxa subellipsoidea C-169, 684 nucleotides. RefSeq lists its product as hypothetical. The transcript is spliced from 5 exons. Bases 1 to 684 code for a protein of 227 amino acids. Lineage: Eukaryota; Viridiplantae; Chlorophyta; Trebouxiophyceae; Coccomyxaceae. The record is from RefSeq and is a predicted model, not a curated record.